AUCCUUUCCUCCCUUCUCCCGCUGCGUGCGUACGUGCGGGGACCGGAACUGACGUCAGGAGCCCCAUGUGAGGCGAUUGCAACACAUGCAGCGCGGAGGAGAAGAGGAGGAGGAGGAGGGAGGGGGCGCGAGCGAGCGAGGGAGGCGGAAAGGAAAGGAAGGAAGAAGCCGGUCAGCGACGUCACAGGCGCCGUCGCGAGGAGCCCUUCGCUGCCGUCCGGAGAAGGAAGGGAAGGGAGGCGGCGGCGAGGCCUGAGGUAAAAACGCGCGCGCGCGCUCGCCCGCCCGUUCUUUCCCCUCAGAGGAGCGCUUGGCUGGGCUUGUGGUGGCCGCACUCCCGCGGUGACGGGAGACCGGGGCGGGCCUAGCCUAGCACAGCCUGUUCUGGGAGGGGACGGCUUUUACUUUUACCUCAGCCGAGGCUCCGUUCUCAUUUUUUUCUCUCUCUUUUCCCCCCCCUCUCUCCGUGCGGCGGCCUUGGCGGUUGACUCGAACAGCCGCAGGAGGGGCGGUGGAGGAGGAGGAGGAGGAGGAGGGAGAAGAUGGCGGACGAUCCCAGCGCUGCCGACAGGAACGUGGAGAUCUGGAAGAUCAAGAAGCUCAUCAAGAGCCUCGAGGCGGCUCGCGGGUGAGGGCGGGGAAGGGCCUGGGGUGGGGGUGGAAGACACCUUCCGUUUCGGGUUAUAAAAGGGGGGUGGGGGUGGAACAGGAGUCGCUUCAGCUCCCCUCCCCCCCAAAAAUAUAAUAAUCGCCACUGUAUAGAAAGCUUAAAAUUUUAGGGAGAAAGCCAGGCUCAAGUAUUCUCUCCCCCCCCCCUUUCAAAACUGGGUUGGUUCGCUCCUGUAUGGAGAACUAUUCAGUCAUGUGGAUGUCACCUGUGUGGAAACCUUCAACUCACCCCCCCUUUCAGACAGCUAUAAAGCGAUUCAGUCCAGACAUAUGGGGUCCCCCCCCAGAGAGUGGUAGGCCUUUUCUUCCUCUUGCCUCUGUUUUUGGGAGGCCAAGGUCCAUAUGGAGCUACAGGUGCAUAGAAGGCAAAGAGAAGGCUUGUGGGCUUGUCCCGCUUGGGCACCUAAGAAGAGAAAGGUGAAUGUUUUUUAAGUGCCCAGGUCCCAACCUUGAAUCCCCAAACAAGGAAUGUGAAGCAUGUGGGUUCGUGUGACUUGGGCCCUGCUUCAAAGGCUGUAUUUAGCUUUGUCUCUUGGUAUCAAGAGUCAUCUUACCCCCACCCUAUUCCCUGCAUUUCGUCAUCUGGAGUGGAGACAUUCCAUUACUCUUGGGUUUCUUUAAAUUUUUCCAUUCUUCGUAGAGAGGUAUAUAUAAGUGAGGUGCAGUUCUCUGCCUUGUGUUGUCUUCGGCUAUAUUUUUCCACUUCCACUGAAUUACUUGCUAUGGCUUGCUUGGUAGUCACACUCACCUGUGAAGCAGGAGUGACUUUAAAAAAACCCACACUAGUGUCUUUAUUUAUAUAGAGAUUAAUUUUGAGCCAAAAAUGCAGCCUCCUGAUUAUAAAGCUAUGUUUCCUUAUUCAGUUUUCCUUCCAUUCUCACUGUAUUGUACACAUUUGGAGGACUAUUUUUUUGUGCUUAGUUUUUCCUAAUAAAGAACCAUAGUGGGGAAUGAAGGCCUGCAAAUGAGAUUACCAGGGGGCCACCAGGUAAUAGUAGCCUUUGUGGCAGUUGUUUUUAUUUCAGAGCUCUGAAGUUUUCCAUGCACUGAAGAGAGUGGGAGAGUCUCACUUUAUACUGGUUGGGAAGAACAGGCCAUGCCUAUUUCCUCCUCCCUACAUACAUGGAUGACUUGGGAGAGGGGAGGUGCUGUGCUUUGGUGACUAAUUUGUCUCUCAAGCCUAUCAUGAAGUGAGAGUGAUGCCUUUCUUCUCCUGAAUUAUCUGUGUGCCAGAGGACUUGGGAGUGGUGUGAAUUUAGUGGGGAUCACAAAUAGUGGCUCACUAUAAAAGCCAGCCAGAAUUGGUUAGCCCUUCAGGAGGGAGACUACUUAGCUAUAAAUUCCAUGCAUGCCACCUGCUUAUUCCUGCAUUACAGGGGGUUGGACUAGAUGAGCUUUCGGAUCCCUUUCAACUCUAUAAUUGUAUGAUCCUAUGAUUCAUCAGCUGCCAAAGAAGAGCAUAGGCCAGACCAAUUACCCUCCUAGAUUCACAUGGGAACUUUACAUUUGCCACUUUGCUGUGUGUUUUGUGGUGAAGUUAAAUCAAUCCCACCCCCCCCCAAAAAAAAUGUUUUGCCCGUGUAGGUUUUUAUGUACUGAGCUGAAAGCAUGUAAUAUGACAGACAGCCUGGUUUUGGGAAAAGGCACAUGGUACCCACACUUGAGUGCUCUGUUCAUUAAACUUUUGCUCUCGUUUUAUAAUUACCGAGUAAAUGAAGUUAGUGUUUGCUGUGUGACUGGACAGGUUGCUAGACAUUAAACUUCAGAACUGAUAUGCUCUAGUGGAAACUUGUGCAGGUUAUGCCUGUAUAUCAUUAGUACAUUCUCAGAAACAUUUUUCUUAAUACCUUUGUGUAUUCCCAGCCUCAUAGCUCCGAAUCCAAGUAGAAUAUUUGCUAAAGGAGCUGGACACUUUAGCUCUUCAUUAUGGAUUUAUUGUACCUUGUUUGGAGUCUAUAGUUAAAUCCCAGUGGUAUAGCUGAUCUAGUAGUCUGAUUCAAUGGCAACUGCUUAUGUCUAAGGAGAAAUUACUGGCUUUUUUCAGCAUAUUAGCAAUUAUUCCUCACACUGCAAGCAUUAAUUUUAUAUGCAACCUUACAUUUCCCAUGUUGGAGGAUUAUGUGAAACAUGGAAUCCACAUGACAGAGAGACAUGCUUCUGAUUUCUGCUGGCACUUAAUGUGCUGCCACUGAAAAGAAGUGUUCACUAUUGAACAUGUGUCAGGAAGACAAGGAAUACAAAUUGUUUACAAGCUCCAAGUGUUUAUAGCAGCCUGGGAAGUGAGGUGUAAAUUCUCUUAGACUGUAGUAGCCAGCGUCAGGAUACGAAGUGCCACAGACAGUGUCUCGCACAAGGAAACUCCCUCCUUCUGGUGACAGACAUCUAAAAUGCCUUUCCGAAGUUUGAAGUGCUCUGUGCAUGUAUACUGGGUUGCCUGGAUCCCACCCACUGGUUAAUUGUUGAUAAUGAGAAUUUCUGUGUUGGUAGUUGAUUGGAUACUGUUUCCAGAUAGUAAACUUUGAUAGCAGUCAAAAAGCAGCAUGAGAAGGUCGGCUUAUCAUUGCUAAUGCUUGUUGUACUGAAUUUUAGGUUGCUGAGGCUUCAGGUUGACAUUUCUGGAGUAUGGUGUUAACAGUCUCACAAGGAAAUAAUAAGGGCAAUAGGAAUGUGUGGUGUGUUUUAAAAAUAAAAAACGAACUGUGAAAACUUAAACGUCAAGAAGGAAUGAUCCAGGGUGGUCUUUCAGUGUGUGGAAUGUGCAACACAGCAGUGAGACUUUAGAAAUGAUUGUGCAUAUCUGAAGUAGGAGCAGCUUCCAAAAUGCCACAUGUGGGAUAGUCUGUCUAUGAAUCCCAUCCGUUGUGUGUGUGUGUGUGUGUGGCAUUGCAUACUCCAUAUGGCCUCAUUGCCAUGUAUCAAAAUUUUAAUAAACAUUACAUUCCAGUAACACGCCUCAUUAGAUUUUGCUGCUAAUUUGGGGAAAAGGCUGGAGGACAACUUUUGAUGUUGAGUCUCUGAGUUUUGAAUAUUGUGUAGUAAAUACUAAGGUUGCACAAUCCUUACAGCUAUGCCCUCACCAGCAAGUAUAAAUGAACUGGCCCAAAUUUUUUGAAAGCUUAAAAAGAAUAGUAUCAGAAUCAUAACCAGUGUUAGAAACUGAGAUAUGAAAGCUAGGAGCUGGGUGGCACUUUAAACCUAGGUUACAGGCGCAACAACGAAAUGUCUAGGCACACUUUUUUUGUAUCAGGAAUACACAGCUGAAAGUUAAUGAACUGCAGCUAAAAUAUUAUGUUCAUUUUUCACAUGGGAUAGUCCUUCCCCUGCCCACCUGCCUAAUAUUCUUGAGAGGGUCUCUUCUCCAGUCUUCAGAGAGUAGCUGGAAGUGGGGAGGCAGAAAAAGGUCUUCCUUUCCUUCCACUCUGCAGUUUUAAUCUAAAAUCUUAAACACAGUACUGUGCCCAGAGUUCAGAAACUGUUUGCGCUAAUGAAAUUCCCUGUCGCAAAAUGCACCUAGAACAAUGGGAGUUUUGAACACUGAUCAUAACCUUUCAGUAAGUAUUACACCUGGUAUAUUUAUAAAAAGAAAAACCAUGACCCUAAGAAGACUCGAGACAGAUCCUAAUGUUAAUUUUUCAAACUGUGGCUUUUAAAAAGACAUGUGUAUAUAUAGCUGAGGAUAAUUGCAUAACCUUUUGCAUGCUGCUGUGAGUCCUGCUUUGAGGAACUGGACUUAUUGUUUGUGGUGAACUUGCUGAACUUGUACCCUACUAAAUGCAUGUUAGGAUUAAGAUUAUUGUUGAAUGUGCUGUGUCUUGUGGGAAAAGCCUUUCUCAUGUCUCUUUACUUCACAAUAUUCUAAUGCCUAGCAACUGGUGUUAGGGUACAGAUUACUGCAGGAGCGAAAUGGUCUCUCAGUUUACUGCGUUCCAAAAUGUGGAGGUUUAGAUUAAAUAGGAAACUUAAAACUUUUUUGGCAAGUGGAGAUUCUUGAUAAUCUGCUUUAUGAAGUCAUCCACCCCAGGCAGCCCAAAGCAUCUCUGGGCUUUGUAUUCGGCAUUGGUUAAUUAUCAUACCAUGCUGAUUAUUUUGACUUCAAUCAGCUGUUGGCAACGUGGAAGAACAUUGCAUGUUUUCUUUGAAAAUUUUUGACAAAAAUACAAGUGUGUUUGUGGGGGGGGGGCAAGUGUAGCAAAGAUUGGAUGAAUUCAUGGGUUUAGAAUCUGAAGGUGAUUGUCUAUUGUACUGCUUUGCUUCUCCCCUCUUGCCUGUGGUAUAAUGAAUGUUUAUUAUUACUGCCAAACAGUCAGCCUACACAUGUGGUAUAAACAAUCCGUAAUCCCCGGUUUAGCGUUGCAUUCAAUCCAGAAAUUGUAGUUCGUUUCACUCCAAAUAAACCACAAUAAUUGAUUCAGUCAUAAGGCCAAACCAGGGGUCUUGAUUUGUUUCUCCUGUGUGGUGGAUGGUCUGGAGCAAAGCUGGCGAGACAAGCAAAGUCCAUGCCCCAACAAUUAAGAUCAAACAGUAAUCCUAUACUAAAUUUCUGUUAUUGCACACUACUGCUAGAUAGGCAGUAUAUUACAUCCUGCUUACUUUAAUCAUUAUAUUCGUCAUUGAGACUAUUACCAAAGGAGCUAUAAAACCACAACAAAUAAUAUUUACUGCUUGGAUUUAACAGUACAAUUGUUUCAAAUCUUAUACAAUCCUCUGUUCCAUUAAGUGGUCCAAUAAACAAUAGCCUUUCUCAGGAGUGCAAAUACUGGACUUUUUUAAUUGAGCAGUUUGAAGAAGCUCCAACAAUGACUGAACAGUAAUCCAAGUAUAAAAUUGGUCAUCCACUUUCAAUACAACCCACUACCACCUUCAGUACAUUUUUGUGUGAGUAUUAAGAAAUCACAUGGAAAUUUUAUUAGCUGGCCUGCUGAAUUUGGAGUGGGACUGUGGCAGAUGUAGAAGGAUAGGAAGCCGUACAAAGCACUGUAGUCCUGACUCCUGUGAUCCUUUUUUAUUCUUUCCACACAUAUUCAUAUAUCUGAAGUACAGGGAAUGUCUUAAAGUUUAUGGAACACAGAUAUCCAGAACGAAAGAAAAAUGUAUCGCCUCUUGUUGGGAACUGCCUGAUUGCCAGGUUGCACUCUUUAUUUCCAAUAUGACUUCAGAGGAUAGCGGUUGGACUUGGGAGUUAACCUAUGGGGAAUUGCACAGUUUCAAAUUGGCUCCUAUGUUCACUAUCUAUAUAAAGCUACUGAGAAGGACUGUCUGGAGGUUUGGAGUGUGGUGUCUUUGAAGUACUAAAGACACCCAGCUAUAUUAUUCUCCUGUGACCCAGAAGCAACAAUGGUAUGUCCGAUGAGAGUAAAUAAGCUUGAAUCCAGACAAACACAUUCUUAAGCCUUCUGUGGGACCUGUGUGCAUGCAUUGUGGUGGGGGGUGUUUUCUUUUGAAUGGAGCUGCGUUGUACUUGAAGCCAUAGGUACUGUUCUGGACCAAAUUUAAUUCUGGAUGCCCAGGUUGUAUCUUGGGCCUUGCUGCCUUUUUGCAGAUUAAACUAUGCUCACACCUAGAGAAGCAAGAUCUAGGAAGUUUAAUAUACUCUUCUUGAUUCGAGAUGGUUGGAAUUAAGUGGCAUAUAAAUAGUUGAAAUAAAUUAGCAUAUUGAAACUUGACAUGGAAUUUAUUCCAAAAACUGUUUGGAAGAUAUAAUGAAUACGGAAGUGGGUACUGAGUUUUUAACUAAGAUUAUUUAGGGAGGGCCCACAACUUUGCUGAGGAAGCUCCACUUCUUGCAGAUUCACUUCAGGAUGCAACCCAGCAUGGCUUUUAAGUGGUGAGGGGGAAAGCAUCCUACAUUUUUUCAAGGCUUUUCUUUGGUGCAGGCAACUCACAAUUUAAGUGGGGGUUAUGUUCCAAGGCACUGUGCAUUUAAGUGAAAUUGUGUUUAUUUGAAACACCAUUGCAAAAGCCUGCAGACACCCUGUGCUGCUGCUUUUUGUGACGUUUAUCGGUCAUUUCCAGGUUCAGCGCAUGAGCAUGGUUGCGCACAUAUUGGAUGCGCCUAAAACGGUCGUUGCCUGUACUCUUGAGUUGCCCAGCACUAGGCUUUUUUCUUUUCUUUUCUUUUGCCAUCUGAUUGCUUUGAUUAGAAGCUUGCAAGAUGGUUGUGCCAUUCUGGUUGUGCUUAUCUGAGCAGGAACCACAUCAGGGUGCAUGCUGAUAGCCUAGCAGAUCAAAGCUUUGCACUCUUACAAGGCUUGGAGCGGGGAGUUGAAAUUCAGAUAUUUAGAAGAGAAAGCCAUAAACAUAAGAUGGGGAGCCAUGCUGAAAAUCUGUUUGUCCAUAACAGCCUUGGCCAACCUAGUGCCCAACUUGUAUCAUCACCAGGAUGGCUGUGCUGUCACAUGAAGCCUCAUUUGGAGAAGACGUGUGUUCUCUUCACUUGAAGUGCCACUUAUUUUUAGUAUUAAUACAGACUGCUCUUUUGUCUGCCUUCGGAGAGUCUGGUCUCACUGGCUGAUGUAUUUGCUUCCUUACUCUUCCAUAGAGGAGCUGCAUUACCUAAUGUUUUUUCCUGUUUAGUGCUGAUGGCAGGAAUUAUCUAGCAUGAUGUUAGCAACUCUUUCGGAAUGCAACUUCCAAAGUGACCCUUCUCAACCAAUUGCCUACCCUUUCUUUCAUAUUUAUUUAAAUAUUUAUGAAUCACUUGUAAUUAUAUAUCUCUAAGUGAGUAUAUACUCACCUCCAUUCUUCAUUGUGCUUUUAAAAAACGUUUUAUUUUACACAAGCAAUAGGUUGGCUAGAAAACCUAAAAACUUAGGUUUUGGUAUUAGUGUGCUUAACUUGCACAUUUUGGGGUGUCAGGAAAGUAGGCCUCAUUUUUGUGGGGAGCUUAAUGAGAAAGUUACAUCAGAGACAGAUCCUGUGUUUUUGUCUUUAAAUAAAGAUUUCAAUUUGUGCAUGAGCAGUUUUGUAAAUAAAAUGUUCUACCUUGGUCUAUGUUUCCCAGAAUUAUUUUGCCAGUGCCUUCUGUUUAUAUCAUAUCUGAGGGUAUCCAGCAAAGUCCUGUUAGCACAAUAAUUUAUGUCUAUGCAAUGGGACUUUCUAUCGCUGUGCUUGCCCUGUGCUUCCUCCCAGAUCUACCCUGGAGGGUUGGGGAGGAGCCCUGAACGAAUUAGAGAGGAAGAAAUAGGCCUGCUACAGAGGUGGAAGUCUUUGUGUUAACAGGAUGGCUUUGUUGGAGACAACCCACUUGUGCACUUAGAUUGUACUCAGACUAUGACUUCACCGUGUGCCUACUCUUGUGUCUGUUGCUUAACCUUUUCAUUAUCGCAUUAUUCCACAUUUCACUUCAGACCACCUUAGCAUUUCAUGACUCUGCGCCCCUUUCUGUGUCUUCAUAGUGCAUGUUGAGUUGGGGAGCUUCAGUGUGCAGUCCUCUGGGCCCAGGAUCCACCAGUUAUUGUCGCAUUAUAUACAGUGGUGCCCCGCAAGACGAAUGCCUCGCAAGACGGAAAACCCGCUAGACGAAAGGGUUUUCCGUUUUUGAGUUGCUUCGCAGGACGAAUUUCCCUAUGGGCUUGCUUCGCAAGACGAAAAUGUCUUGCAAGUCUUGAGAUUUUUUUUCCGCUUUUCCCCCCUUUAUCUAAUCUGCUAAGCCUUUAAUAGCCUUUAAUAGCCUUUUAGCAGCUAAUCCACUAAGCCUUUAAGCCUUUAAUAGCCGCUAAACCGCUAAUAGCGCUAAUCCGUUAAGCCGCUAAUAGGGUUGCUUCGCAAGACGAAAAAACCGCUAGACGAAGACUCUCGCGGAACGGAUUAAUUUCGUCUUGCGAGGCACCACUGUAUCCCUAAGGUGGAGGUAGAAAAAGGGUAUUAAAUAAAAAUACAUUGCAUGUAAAGCAGUGGGUUGUUUGGGAUUUUUUAAUGGCAUGCUAGGUCUCCACUGACUUAGAUCAGGAAAACUUUAAGACUUAGAACAUGCUCAGAUGCUUUUCGUUUAGUUGCCCAGAACCAUGGGCUGGUAGUUGCAUAAUGGAAGCUUAUUUCAUUAAAUAGUUCAGGGGCGCAAAGCCUUGCAGAAAUGCUCCCAGUCCAUCAGAUUUUUUUAUUGACCUGUGUAGCCCGGGCUCCUACCUCUUCUGUAAGAUGGCCUGAAAUAUGCUGUCCACCAUGAUCCCCAAUUUGUUUUGAGGAGUAUUUACAGCUAAGAACCACUUUACUAAAAAAAAAGAAAAAAAAAGAAGCUGUAUAAAUUCCAAUCCACAUCACCACUCUGCAUCCAUAUAUAAGAACACAUAUUUGUAAGUAAUCAUAUCCAUUAGCAUGUGCGUACCACUUUUGUGAAGCCCUUGCUGCUAGAUUAUUAUUUUUAUCUAAUAUAAAGUACCUGAACUUUUCAAAGCACCAUACAGAUAUUAAAACAUAGGACUGUUCCUGCCUACAGCCUCACAUUCUAGUAGACAGUAUACAAAGUGGGAGGAGGAUGGGGUUAGGAAAGAAAGCAUUGGAUCAGUUGUGCAUUCUGGCUGACAUUAACCUUAUUCUAGAACCUGAGCAGUUCCUGUUGCAGAAUAUGCUACCUGCCCUCAGAGAGCAGUUUUCAGCGAACAGAGUAGCCCCAAAGAAAAAGAAACCAUUUGUCAUUGCUCUAUAGAUUUAUUCCUUAGCACCCACAACAAGCUUUGCCUAGGGUGGAGUCAAAUCACCGGUGUGUGUGAUUUCAGCAGCUAGGCAACUGCUAUAGUGGCCUAGUAACCAAAGUGGGAUUGGAGUGUUGGUGCAUCAGCUGUUUAUACAAGCUUCCUGUUUGGCUAGUAAAUUGGCACUCACUUUGUCUCUCUAAUGAUAAUCCAUACCCUAGCAUGCGUAAGUUGUGAGAGCAGUCAUUUGCUCUAGUGACUGUACUGCUCUGAUGCGCAAGAGAACUCCCAAAUGUGUGCACUGUAUUGAAAUAUUACCCAUAUGCUCUUGUGAAAGUGUUGAACUUGGACGUGAGCGACAUAGGUUUAAAUUACUAUUUGUGAAGCUCCUUGGGUGGUUGUGGGGAACCCCUCAGUUGUGGAGCAGUAAGAAGUGUGGUUUUGUACUAUAAAGUGUUUUGAAGCCGCAUUUUGGUAAUCCAUAUAAUGACCUCAUGAGCUGUUACUUAGUCAUUUGUUUCAUAAUUUAAUUAUUAAAUAAUAAGCAGUGCUAAUUGCAUUUGUAUGACUGCCCAAUAGCAAAUGUUCUCUUGUUGGCUCAUAAUUUUUUAAAGAAAUGCGGUAUUGAAAAAGCAUAAAUGAAUUCUGGCGGAAAAAGUAGAACAAUUAACAUAAAUACGCAAUAGAACACAAAUUAUAAAUGAAGAUGCCCAGAUCAUUAAGCAUAUCUUGUUUAAAAGAGCUGAGUGACUAAAAAAAAGUGCAAAAAAGACCACAAGAAUGAUUCUGGGCACAUUUCUCUGGAGAGGCUCUUCCUUAACUGAGCUGAGGUAUGCUUCUCCUGGUUUUUCACUUGUGACACACGCAAGUGUGGGAGAGGGAGGGAGAGAGAGAACGAAUGAACAAUUUUGGUCCUAGAAAGGCAAAACAUUAUUUGUGGUAGUUUCUAAAGAUAUUUUACCAUUAGCCUGUGUUGUAAUUGUACAAAUUUUCUGCUAUCUUAGCAUGAUAAUACCAAGAUAGCCUGAGUUCUAGUUAAUCAACACACAGUGUUUGAUUACUGAAGCCAACUGAGGAUUCCAAAUCGUCUGAAUAAUUGACAGUAUUCAGGGAUCAGGUUCUAGAGCACUGAAACUACGGUAUGCUGAAAGUUAAUCCGAAUCUUGAUUAAGACAGCACAGAUCUGUUAUCAUUCCUCUUGAUCACAGUUUGUUCUGAUAAGAUAUUUAACCAGCAGAUGGCAGCAGUGUAUUCCACGAGGUGGCAAUUGGUAUCCUUUUUUAAAAUGACAUAAGGAAGUGAAAAAACCUUACUGUCAUUGAAGUGAUUUUUCAUUGCAUCCUUGAGUAGUUAGAUGUAGAAAUUGGCUUGUACUGUAUCUGAGUGGAAAUUAAGAUAAGAUAAAAGGUCUCCCCCGCAACUGAAGUGAUAAGAUAAAAGGUCUCCCCCGCAACUGAAGUAUAUACUGAUAGAAUUAGAAAUUUUUGAAAAGUUAAAGAAACUCGACCCAACUGUAGAAUAAUGUGGUAUGGUACAGUACAAACUUUUUAAAUGGCUAUUCUAACAAUUUGUAUCUUGAAGUCACUGAAACUAAUUUCAUGGAGUUUCUAAUCUAAUUAGCUAUAGCAGUAAGACUGCCAUGUAGCUUUAAUACACUGCCCCUUGUCUGAACUACAAAACAUAUUUUAGCACCCUGCAGUAUAGGUCCAAUAUAUGGAUGAUUUCAUACAACUUUUUAUAUAAGAUGUAAACUUACCGUAUAUAGAUGAAGUAUCAUAAAUGGUCUUGCCUCUUGCCUUAAAAAAAUCAUCUAACCCGAUUCAGCUAAAUCAUUUACUGUACUAGUCUCAUGGUAUGGGUGCUGUAAAGUGCACUACAGUGAAAAUCCAUGAAUCAAAAGGAGUAGGUCUGACGACUUCCUCUGUCCAUCAUAGCCAAUGUUAGAAAAUGGGAUAGAAAAGCUAGGAGCCCAAGCAUGAAGUAAUACACAAUUCACAUAAGUGACACAUUUUUAAUAUCACAUUUUUAACAGAAAUUGUUAAUACAUGUUUAAUUUGGUGUUUACAGUAAAAAAUAUUGGUAGCAUACUUCAGUUUCCGAAACACUCUACUCUUUAUUGUUAAACUCCUUAACAUAUUGUCCAUCCUUAACAUACACUUUGAGGCUUCAAAGCCAUACAUUUCAGUAAUUCUUGAGUGUCAGCCAGGCACAACAAAUGGCACCCAUACGUUUUAAGAUGCUCUCAAAUGGAGAACCUUUAGGUGCAAAAUGUGCCUGGCACCCUGCUAGUUUUGAACCCUGAUUGUAGCUGUGAUGGUUGGGAGAGCAAAGACAUAAAAGAAAGGAGUGUUACCUUAGUGCUAGUAACUGACAUAUUAAAAGCUUGCGUUUUGUAAGCAUGGUUAAAUGUUUAGCUGCUAAAUUUUUAGUGUACUAGAAAUUUUCUCUUCCCCAAUAGGAGGGUGUGUGAUCUGUGUGGGUUAGUUGACAAGGAGGAAGUGGAGAUUUUGGGGGUGGAAUGGGGGUUGUGCUUGUUUAAACAAUUCAAUAAACUAAAAAAAAAGAAAAUUACUGAGGCAUGUGGUAGGCUUGUCCCAUUGUUAGAUUUGCAUUCCUGGCUGCUGUUAUGAGUCUUUCUCGUGGGUUUCCCUUCCAUAAAAAUGUGUAACUGUGGAACUCCCAUAUGCCAGUACAUUCUAUCCCAUCUGUGUAGGCUUGCUCUCUUAUUGAGUACAGGCUACUUGUUACGAGUCAGACUUCUUGUCUUAAAUUCAGGGUGAGGAGAAGUAAAUAUUGUAUAUUCAAUUUGAUCUAAUAUUCAGGGUGCUUGAACUAUGCAUCUUGUUUUGACUUUGUUGUACAGCUUUCCUAGCAAUCUUGCUAGCCCUAGCACUUAAAGCAAACAGAAUAAGUUGCAGUACAAAUCUUUUGCCAGGCUUUUAAAUGUCAGGUUAAGACUUUUUUUAUUUACUAAAGCAUUUUUUAAAAAAUUUGUAUACUUUGGCAUGUUUUAUGGUUUUAUCUGUUGUCUCUUGGGCUACAUUUUAUUGUAUUGUGAAUGAUAUGGCUCACUGCUAUGACAUCUGAUCCAGUGAAGGGAGGUAUAGAAAUGUGUUAAAACACAUAAAACUCCCCUCUGUGUGCAUUUGGAAGCUUGCUACUAUCUAAGAGAUAACAUUUUUCAGAAAAUAGCACUAAUAGAAGUAUGCAGCCUCCAAAGGCUAUUUGAGUUUCCCAUUCUCUUCUGCCCCUUACAUUGGAAGGAACCAGCUAGGAAGUUAAGGCAUUAAUGCCUCAUAAAGCACAUAGACCUCAGGGAUGAAAAUACCUGAAGAAAGAUUUGGUAUUUCUCAAGAUGCUGUAGCCUCAAAGUUUCAUUUACCUUCUGGGUUGGUCAUUUCAGUUCAGAUAAGGCAACUUUAAAGGUAUAAGAACUAUUUCUGUUUGGAGAAAAGGUAUAGAUUGUUGGCUCAAAACAAAUCAGAAUAAAAAUGUGCUUCUCAUUGUGAUGAAAGUUGUGAUGAAACUUUUAAAUAUUCUUACCAUAAAUAUUAGGAACAACUGGUGGAACUUCCUUUAUACAAAGACGAGAAGCACAAAGAAAGCUGUGGGAGCUGACUAUGCCAUCGAGUCUUUAUAACAGCUAGACUAGUAUGUUCUAAGAGGUAGCCUGUUUUAAAUUGUGGGGUGGCAAGGUUUAGUCCACAGAUUGAUUCUGGGACUGCAUAUCAGGUGAGUUUGACCCAGAAGGCGUGCCUGCUAUUUCACUGUAUAUAACAUUGCCAGUUUGGUGUGUACAUAGGCUCAUAGUAGUCCUGUGGUCAGUAUAAGCAACUGGCCUGCAUGGAAGGCCUUAUUUCCAAAAGGAUGUUGCAAAUAAUGGAAAGAGAAUAAGUCUUGAACAUCUGAGAUUAGUUUUGGGCAUGCUUUCUUCCAGGCUUGAAGUCACACAACUUGUGUUAACAUAGUUUCUUUUCCUUCUUCCCUAGCAAUGGCACCAGCAUGAUAUCAUUGAUCAUUCCCCCCAAAGACCAGAUUUCACGAGUAGCAAAGAUGUUAGCGGAUGAGUUUGGUACAGCAUCAAACAUUAAAUCUCGAGUGAAUCGCCUUUCAGUCCUCGGCGCCAUUACAUCUGUACAGCAACGGCUAAAACUUUAUAACAAAGGUAAAAAGUUCUUCUGCUUGCUUUAUGAAUAACUUUGUGCUCGCUUUGGCAUCAUCUAAGGUUGCACCCUGUGCUUUUUACAGUACCUCCAAAUGGUCUUGUUGUAUACUGUGGAACAAUUGUGACAGAAGAAGGAAAGGAGAAGAAAGUGAACAUUGAUUUUGAACCUUUCAAACCAAUAAAUACAUCGUUGUAUUUGUGCGAUAAUAAAUUCCAUACAGAGGUAAGUGUCAUUUUGCAUUUCUAGCCAGAUUGUAAAUUUGGCUCAUGAUAACUUUGCUCAGUUUGCAGUAUGCUCAUGAAUAGUUAUCGUAUACAAUGUGUUGGUUACUAGAUGUUAAUUAUAACAACCUAUUUCUGAAUUCAACAUACACUUGUGUAUUUUACUUCAAAACAUGAUUUCCUGUUUCUGUUCACAUACAAAGAUACUAAGCAAGGUUGUUUACUUAUACAUCAAGGGUCCAGACCUUUCCAGAAACAAAGGCUGAUAGCAUCACAAAUGUUGGGAUCCAUGUGUUCAUUUUUGUCUGGAAGGUUGUAAAUGUAAUUGUGAGCUGAGCAAAUUGCAGACAUAAAAUGCCAGACCACGCAAGUGAUUUCAGUGGACUGUUCCAAUGAGAUACAGGGAUUUAUUUUUCCCCUGGAAUUGAACACUGUGAUUUACUAGGCCUUACCUUCCACUUCAAACACAUAAUUAUAGAUAAAAUGUGUGAUAGCUAUUGUGUUAUUUCUUAGUCCAGAAACAAUUCUGAUUCAUUGGUUAAUUUUUCCAGGCAACCAUUGGAUAUCUGGUUUAUUCAGAAUUGUUGUGUAGCAAUAGCAAGGGGGCACCAUUUCUUGAUCUGCCUGUGAACUUGGCAUGUCAGUGAUGCUCAGAUCAAUUAAUAUCGGUGUACUGUGUUAUGCUCAGUGUUGGAAACUGAGAUAAAGAAAGCUAGGAGCUAAAUGGCACAUUAAACCUAGGUUAUGGGCACAACAAUGGAAUGUCUAGGCGUGCUUUUUGUAUAACAAGAAUACAAAGCUGAAAAUGAAUGAACUGCAGCUAAAAUAUUAUGUUCAUUUUUCACAUGUCCUUCCCCUGCCCACCCCCCUAAUAUUCUUGAGAGGGUCUCUUCUCCAGUCUUCAGAGAAUUUCUGGAAAUGGGGAGGCAGAAAAGGGUCCUCCUUUCCUUCCAUCUUAGGCACAGUACUGUGCCCAGAGCUCAGAAGCUGCUCUUGGUAAUGAAAUUCCCUGUCGCAAAAUGUGCCUAGAACAAUGGGAGUUUCAAACACUGGUUAUGCUCCCACUUUCUGGGAGAAACACUGCAUUAGCAAUUGUUGUGGGGAAGAUGCAAAAACAGUUCCCACUUCUCACAUAUUGGGAGAAAUUCAACAUUUUUCUGAUCAUUCCUUCAGCAUAAGCAUUUUGACUUUCCAGACCAAAAAAUCCCACCCUCUCCUUCCCCUUCAUUCUGUUUCAGAGAUUCUCCUGACGCACACACACACCCCGAGCCAUUUUUGGGGGGGGGGCAGAAGCCCUGUUGAGCAAGUAGAAGGCUUUGCUCAGGGCUUCGAUUGAUGGGACUCAUUAGUUGAACCCUGCUCAAUGUCUCCAAUGUGUGCAGCAAAUAUCAUUGGAAAAGGUCUGGUAUUCAUGCGACACCAGUUCUGACUGAAAGACUUAAACUUGCUUUUUCUAUAUUGGUCUAAAUAAAACAGUAACAGUAUACUUAUGGUUCCUUUUUAAUAUACAUUUCGGGCAGGUUUUUGCCAGUGUUACAGCCACCUGCAUCUCAGAACAUAUUUGUAACGUCCAGUUCUUUCAUGUGGUGUGCCAGUCAAUGGAGUUGUGAAAGGCUUUUAAUAGCUUAAAUUGUUGCACACCCCUAACACUGUUUCUAGUCAGAAAUGCUAAGUUGGCCACUUGGGGCUGGCCAUUCCAGUUGAGUCAUAUUGCACCUGUGCUUGUUGCUAUCAUGGUUCUAGAGCUUUGAUGUUCCUGUUUGACGCUCACUUACUCAAACAAUUGCUGAUUGCCUUAGGUGAGCAAUUAAUUGCAGGGAUGGCACAAAAUGCAAGCUUCAGACUUUUAUUGUGUAUAGCUCAUAUAUUCUCCAUCAAGCACCAGUUUGAGCUUUUUCUCUUUUGAUGCUUGCUUUUCUUUUCCCUUUCACAAAAUAAUGCAUAUUUUUUGUGUAGAAGUGUUUUUAUUGGGUUGCCCAUUUGCUACUUACUCAGGCUGGCUUCUGAUUAUUUCCCCUUAAUUAGCUUGCACGUCAUCAUAAUCAGAAAUAACUUGCUAACAGUUCUCUCUAGCAAGCUUAAAGGGAUGCUGCACAGUGAGCAGUGACAUUCCUAAAUUCAAAAAGGCCCUAGAUGAACAUAAUUAACUUGGUUUUUUACAUGAGUUUGAAGCGAGUCAAGAUAGAUUCUCAGAGUCUAAAAGAAGGGAUAAAGGCAUUCCUUCAGGAGAACAUUCCUCCUCCUAGAUUGAUCGUAUUGAUACAGUCUUUCCAUAGCUAUUGAAUAUCGUAAGUAUAACACUGGCAUCUGCUGCAUUGAUUUUCAGGCCCUUACAGCACUACUGUCAGACGACAGCAAGUUUGGUUUUAUUGUAAUAGAUGGUAGUGGUGCACUCUUCGGAACUCUUCAAGGAAACACCAGAGAGGUGCUUCACAAGUUCACAGUCGACCUCCCAAAGAAGCAUGGUAAUGUGUAAAAAUAGCUCAAGAAUUAUUAAUAGUAGAUAGGACAAAACAUGGUUUAUAAAGGAAAGAGAAGAUGAUUGGGAACAUUUGUAAGUGGCUCUGUCAUGUCAUUUGGAAGGAGGGAUAUUGCAUACCUAAAUUAUUGUUUUCUAUGCUAUUUGGGUAACUUGAAUGUAGUAAUACUGCAGAUAGAUACAGACCAGCAUCCCAUUGCUUAAAUGCUUUGUGAUUUUGCAGAAAGCUGCCAUUGCACUAAUGAAGCAGUCAAUCGACACAGCCAGUAAUAGUGCUUUGUGCAGCAAGUAUGAUCACUAAAUAGGCUUGGCUUCAUGUGAUGAGCACCAUCCACGAUGUCCUCACACAAUAAUGCUGUUGUGGUAAUUGCAGUUGAGUCAUAAUUUAUAAUAAUCUACCUUGAAACAAGUGUCUGUGAACAUUAACAUAGACGUGUAUUUUGUGUGAACUUGGUUAUAUGCUUUGACAAACAUGUGGUCCAAGCACUUCAAAGUACAUGAAAGAAUUCUAAAACAUUUGGCUUUAAAAAAAAUGGGGGUGGGGGGAAAACCCGGGGAUGGAAACAACUUUCAUUAUUGCUGUGCUUUUACCUCUGUCUCUCAAAGGAAGAGGAGGUCAGUCUGCCUUGCGUUUUGCUCGUUUGAGAAUGGAGAAGCGGCACAACUAUGUAAGGAAAGUAGCAGAAACGGCUGUACAGCUGUUCAUUUCUGGCGACAAGGUGAACGUGGCUGGUCUCGUUUUAGCUGGGUCAGCUGACUUCAAAACUGAACUAAGUCAGUCAGACAUGUUUGAUCAGGUAAAUGGGGAUUUUGGCUGAUGGAGAAUUGCCCAUUUGUAAUGAGGGACUGCUUUCUGCUGUUGACUUGAUACAGAUUUUAGUACUGCUUCUAAUGUGAUAUUGGGCUUUACAGUUUUAAUGAUGAUAAUUCUAAUUACAGUGGUACCUCAGGUUACAUACGCUUCAGGUUACAGCCUCCGCUAACCCAGAAAUAGUACCUCGGGUUAAGAACUUUGCUUCAGGAUGAGAACAGAAAUCGUGCUCCGAUGGCAUGGCAGCAGCGGGAGGCCCCAUUAGCUAAAGUGGUGCUUCAGGUUAAGAACAGUUUCAGGUUAAGAAUGGACUUCUGGAACGAAUUAAGUACUUAACCCGAGGUACCACUGUAUAUAUGAAAACUUCUCUGAGGUUAUUGACAAAGAAUAGUAUAGAGAUUUAUUCAGUGAAUACAUAAAAUAAAAAGAGGCGCCAUUAACUCUGAGAAGAAGCUUGAAAGAGAUGUGCAGGCACUAACGUUCUAUCAUGUGACCAUUGGAAUCAUUCAGAUUAUUCUGUCUAGAUCUGGGUGUUCACCAAAUGCCACCCGUGUAUUUGCAUUCUUUGCAGAGGGUUUGCAAAUUCCCUCUUGAAAUGAUAGCAAGAGUUAUUUGCUACCCUUUUUUGAGGGUGGGAUUUCACUGCCUUCGAGGUGAAAGCCUGAUAUUAGUUACCCAGUUUCUCCUGAUUUUAGUAUUGAUAAAGUAUGAGGCAACCUCAUUUGCAACCAGAGGUUGUGUUAACUCCACAUUGUAAAACUAUAGGCUUCUAAUUUACUUUGGUGAGCAGCUCUCAAGCAUUGGCCUGAUUUCAAAAGCCCUUUGCAGGCUAUUAGUUCAAUUUGUGCUCUUCCCUCUCCCCCAGCAGUCCAUUGGGCCAGAGGUAAAAAGAGAAGGGGACAACCACAGCUACUGGUUUUGAUCCCAACAGCUGCUGGCUGCUGGCCCCCAACAUAUCACCCCCAAGGGAAUGCUGCCUUCAUUCAACAGACAUAAUGGUUGCUCAUGCCUGAUGCAAUGUGUCUUCUAACACCACAUCUUUUUAUUUAUAGCGAUUGCAGUCCAAAGUACUAAAGCUAGUUGACAUCUCAUAUGGUGGUGAAAAUGGAUUCAAUCAAGCAAUUGAAUUGUCCACUGAGGUCCUAUCUAAUGUGAAAUUCAUUCAAGAAAAGAAACUAAUAGGUAUGAAUAAAAUACUAUAAUUAAUCAGUUAUCAUAAGCUGACACUCAAGGUGUUGGUAAAGCACAAUUUUGGGAAGGGUGUAUUGUCUAGUGGGUAGAGCAAGGGGCAGGCAAUAGGUUCUUUAGGAUCCCACCAGAUGGAAGACUGGCAGACUGUUAGAUAAAAAAGAAAGUGGUUUAUUGGUUAGCAAAUAUUACAAUACUACAAGACAGCACCUAAUAAACAAAAGAAUCCGUCUAGCAGUUAUAUAUCAUACUCACUAACCAGUUGGACUUAAGAUACCAAGCCAGAAGUGCAAGAACAAAAGGAUAUUGGGGGAAAUAACUGCAAAGGCGAAGUUUGUGGUUCAUCUCAUUUGCUGCGAAGCCCCCAGGUGCAGCAGAUCCCUCGCUCAGUUGGUGAGACCAACACUGACCAUUCACCGGUAGAACUCUGUGCAAAGGCUUGCCAAGCCUCUGAAGUCAGACGCUUAAAUAGAGGCUUGCAAGCAUAAUCUCAUAGCAGGUCCUCUCUUAUCUGUUGCAGUUGGCACAGUGUCCAUCCUCCCUCUGUUCCCAGCGAUGAAUCAGAAUUAAUUGUCUGUUGUUGUUGUUUGAAUUUAUAUACCGCCCUAUACCCGGAGGUCUCAGGGCAGUUCCAUGGCUGGGCCAACUACAUGACCGCUAGUUGGCUCCUCCUCUCCUCAGGCCAGCUGUCAAGUCCUCUGAUGUAUAGCACAUCUGAUGCCUAAUUCUCAUGAAAUAAUGAAGUGAGGGACAAGUCCUUAUCUAUCUGAUGUAUAGUCCUAAUUAUAUUGACAGAUAGCGACGUCUAGUGUCAAUUCCUCAUCAUAUAACUAUUGUUAUUCUAAACAAGCCAGCUUCAUAAACCACUGUUUGAAAUUGGCAUGUUUCAAAUAAACCAUAGUUAAGACUAACCACAGUCAUUCAGGUUUGAACAACCCAACAAGGUGUUGGAUUCCUCCUUGUAGCGUUGCUGAAAGGGGCGGGAAGCAAGUGAGAUUGAAGCUUACCAAGACCCAUUCUUGUCAUGCUAAGCUAUGGUUUAGCGUGACUUCUGAACCAGGUCACAGGGUACAUAACCUGGUAACUAUGAAAGUGUCAGUGAGUCAACUGUCCAUGGACUGCCAAAGUAAUUACCUUCCACCUUUCUGAACGUAAUCAACAUUGUCUCCCUAAUGUCACAGCAGUGCGGUGAUCUUCGUGAAAUUUAGUUGCUCUUGUGUUCCAGUCUGCACUGAUUAAAAAUAUGUAUGACAUGUUCAUUUCCAUCUCUCUUGUUUUCUUUAAAUGUAGGCCGAUACUUUGAUGAGAUCAGUCAGGACACAGGAAAAUACUGUUUUGGUGUUGAAGACACUCUAAAAGCCUUAGAAAUGGGAGCAGUAGAGAUUCUGAUAGUUUAUGAGAACCUGGAUAUAAUGAGAUAUGUUCUCCAUUGCCAAGGCACAGAAGGUACGUAGCUCCUACGGACACAAAUAUUGGGAUCUAGGGGAAUAGGAAUUGUAUGUUAACAUGGGUAGAUCACAAUGUAAAGCAGUUUGGCUCUUAGAUGUGCUCACACUGAUGGCAUUUAACGACACAUCGAACAUAUACAUUCUCUCCUUGAAGAAUAUAGGUGGUCCCGGAUUCUAGCCAGUAGCUUUCUCACACAUCCCCCAAUAUUUUUUGGCCCAGCUUGCAUUCUAGUUGCACCUUUUCUCCAUAAUGUUCCAAGUAUGGUGACUGGGCUAAAAAUGCCUCUCCACAAAAAUUGAUGUUCUAGUUCCCUGAGCUUAAUAACAUUUGGCUUUUCAUUUGUCAGGUGCAUGUGCAAUCUGAUUGUCUUGGGGAAUUUUUACUAAUAUGCCUCUUAAACUUCUCUCUCUCUCUCUCUCUUUCCCCUUACAGAGGAGAAGAUUCUCUAUCUGACACCAGAACAAGAAAAAGAUAAAUCUCACUUCACAGAUAAAGAGGUAUUUAUGCAAAGCCGCAUCUUUUUCGUACGUUAGCUACAAAGCAACCUAAGACAGUUGGCAUAUUAGCUAUUGAUGGAAGUACAGGAAAUAGAUUUGCUUAGCAAUUCUCUUCCAUUUUCAUCUUUAGACUGGACAGGAACACGAGCUGAUAGAAAGCAUGCCUCUGCUUGAGUGGUUUGCUAACAACUACAAGAAGUUUGGAGCCACGUUGGAGAUCGUGACAGAUAAGUCACAGGAAGGAUCCCAGUUUGUGAAAGGAUUUGGAGGAAUUGGAGGUAAUUGGAAAGGGGAAAUGGCAGAGUGGUGUGUUUCUUGUAACCCACAAUUGCAGCACCCUACAUUACUUUAGUGAAUUCUUACAACUGUUAAAUAUAAUAAUAAUUAUUAUUAUUACUAUCCCGGCCAGGGCCGGGCUCAGGGCAGCUAACACCAAAUAUAAAUUACAAUAAAAUGUAAUAGGGAAAAAAACAGUUAAUUAAAAUAUGGCUUAAAAUACAGCUUAAAAAUGUAGCCUCAUUUUAGUAGUAGCCCAUAAAUCAAGACCAUAAAGGGAGGAAACAUCAGAUAUUCACCCGAGCCAGCUAUCCGUGCUGGUCCUACAUGGGCCAGCAAAAAAAAAAAAAAAACCAUGGGAAAAUUUAUAUACCAAAUCCCAUAUAAGGGGUCAGAGUGAGUCUAAGCCGAAGGCCAGGUGGAACACCUCCGUCUUGAAGGCCCUGCAGAAAGAUGUCAAAUCCCCCAGGGCCCUAGUCUCUUGUGGCAGAGCGUUCCACCAAGUUGGGGCCAGUGCUGAAAAGGCCCUGGCCCUAGUUGAGACCAAUCUAACCACCUUGAGGCUCGGGACCUCCAAAGUGUUGUUAUUUAUGGACCUUAAGGUCCUCCGCGGGGCAUACCAGGAGAGGCAGUCCCAUAGGUACGAGGGUCCUAGGCCGCAUAUAAGUAUCUAUGAUUGAGGCAGUUGUGGUUCAUGCUGCUUUGUGAUAUCUCAAAGUGAUAAUAGAAUAAUGAGAUUUCAUAUUCAUAAAAACAAAUUCAGAUUCAGUACAGAUCUGCUGUAUCUUUAUGUCCACCUUCUCUAAUGGAUGCUUCCCAUGGUCCUAUCUUUCAUUCCCAAGUCUGUUAACAAGCUUUUCAGGGUAAUCUUGGAGGAAUUGCAUCAUAGAGAGGGACUUAUGUCCCCAUAAGGGGACACAACCUGUAACCAGGAAAGGGGUAUGGUUUUCCUUGGGGCAGUACAUCCUGUAUGCUCCACCCAGAGCAGAAACCGUACAUUCUACCGAGCACAGAGGGAAUCGGUUUACAAGUAACUCAUCUUACAGAGAGAGAGAGACCCCAAUAGUGCAUACACGGACACAUCUCUGUCAAUAUUUUAUAACUGAUGGAGAAUAACUUAAUGUGAUAAUUUCCCAGCACUCUUGUUGGCUGCUGGUCAAGAUGACAGGAAUUUAAAGGCUGGGGUUUUUUUGUUUGUUUGUUUGUUUUGUUUUAGUUAUAUUGCAGAUACAUACGAAUCAGAACUUUUAAACAUGAAAAAAGGGGGGAAAAAGAUUAAUAAAGGUUACAAAAAAGAAAAAAGGGGGACUUCUUCAUUUGCACAUACAGUAUAGGCUCGUUCGAUGUUGGCUUCUCUCACUACAGAUAACAGGCCUUUUAUUUCUCAGACUUGAAUCCCAAAUUUCAACUGCAGUUGGGUCAGACUGUGAGUGCUUGCUUGUUCAGGCUGGAAGAAUUCUUUACCACCUCCUCUGACUUUAGAUUUGUCUUGCCAGUCAAAUGCCUCACUUGAAGAAUUCACCUGCCAGCUUAGGCACAGGUCUCUUCCCACCUUGCAGCUUUACACAGGUCUUUCUGAGAAAUUGAAUCAAUACAGGUGGAAAGGAAACGUGUGCAGUCUUCUUUCGACUCCGGGGUACAAAGUGUUUGUAACAUCUUCCUUCUAACGUUUAUUUCCAAAGGUAUCUUGCGGUACCGAGUGGACUUCCAGGGAAUGGAAUACCAAGGAGGAGACGAUGAAUUUUUUGACCUUGAUGACUACUAGGUAGUCGACCUGGGUCUGGCAAAACGUGCCUCACCCCUCCAGCAUCCAACCCAAGGAGAAAGCUUGCGAUGGAAUACAAAACAGAUCCCUGCCUUAGAAUUGGAGUUUUUCCAGAACUUUAUCCAGAACACCGGGUUUAAAAGAAGAAGAAAGAAGCAAACCCUACUGAUUUGUCAUAGUGUCAGUACAGCAGCAAUCUACUAAGUUUCUAUAAUGCCAUUUUGGACUAAUUUAAAAAAAAAAAUCCCAGUUUUUACUUUUACUUAAUGGUGAAAUUGGUUGCUCUUGUAUUUUAUGAAAAUGAUUUUUUUAACCUUCAUGCUACAUUAACUGCUGUAAAACCUUCAUUUGAAAAAUUAAUAGAUUAUACUGGUUUGUUUCUUAAAUUGAUUGGAGGCAAUUAAGUCGCUGCGUUUUGCAGUGAGACGACCCAUUUACAUGGCGUUCUUGGCUUAGACUGCAGAAGAAGAACCUUAGGAGGUGCACCCAUUGCUCUUGGUCUACAGUGGUGGAAGUAAAAGAAAUUGAACCCUUAUGGCAUGCCAGCUUUCAAAGGUGCGAUGUGUAAAUUCAGACAGUCUGGGAGCUCCACCCAUUUUAAUCUUAAGACUGCAAAAGCGCUGCUUGUUUCAAUCAAGAAGUAUGUCUCAUUUGUGGCAAUCAAAAUGCCAGGGUCUCGGCAGGCUUGAUUGGGGAUUAUGAGUCGUGUGGCCUUCACUCUUCCCUCUUGUCAGUCAAUAAACAGUUUCCACAAGCAAGCUAAUGCUUCUUAUGCUUGGUUCUAUUCUUUACUAGGGUUUGGGAGGUGUUUUUUUAGUUCUGCUUUGGGACUGCAUAAGCUGCCUUGGUGUGAGUUAACAUCAAAAUUUCACAAACGGCUUUAAAUGCAAGUAGCUAGCAAAAUGUGACUGAUGUCAACCUUGGCACUGGCGGCUGUGAAGCAACUGUAGAAAUUAGCAAGUUCUCUCUUUUUUUAGAAGCUUGGCGCCAAAGGUUCACUUUAAACACUGUGGGAUCACUCACGCAAGGCAGUUAGCUCACUUUCCCGAACCCCCCCAGGGACUGUCUGGUUUUCUAAAGGAUACUCUUGAUAUUUUAGUGCCUAGCUAUGUUCACAUUUUCCUCUUGUCCUUCAUGUAUUGGUAAAACUCCCCAGCUGGCAAACUUUGCAUAUCGUUCCAAUAAUCCUGUCUCACUUGAACUGGAGGGCGGGUUUGUCUUAACGUAAACCUCCUCACAGUGUAUUCUUAAAAAGAGGUCCAAAAUGACUUUCUGUCAAUGUGAGCAAUAGAAUUUGUAUCUUUUUAUAACUCCGCAAGCAGGCAGUGUGUGUGAUUGUCCACGAGAAGUGUUCACGUAGGGUGAAGUCUCUUCCAGAAAGCAGUACACUUGGAUUUUGCCAUUGUAAAUGGGUCUGCUGUGACAUGACAAGAGCAGAAAAAUUGGGUGUAAAUUUACAUUUUUGAAUAUACUGCUUGUUUCACAUUUAGGGUAUGCAGCUCCUUUUUUUGUAGUUUUAUUUUUACUAUUUAAGUUUGGAAAUGAUGCCAAAUUUUUGUAUCUCUUUAAUCAAUGUGUUAUAUCUGGUGAUAUAUAUUGCAUUAUAUAUUGAUGUGUAUAUCAAUAUAUACCGAUAUGUAUUACACUUACACAAACACAUUAAAAGGGUAAGAAUCCUAGCCUUUUGCAUACUACAUAGCCUCUUCAGAGAGCUCCCAAGCAGUGAUAUCUUGGUGUUGUGAUGUACAGAAUGGAGAAGAGUAUUAAACCAUAUUUAAGAAUAUA
Messenger RNA from Podarcis lilfordi (Lilford's wall lizard), 23936 nucleotides. Lineage: Eukaryota; Metazoa; Chordata; Lepidosauria; Squamata; Lacertidae. The record is from the annotation of a GenBank genome assembly.